Molecule: messenger RNA, 5213 nt
Organism: Gasterosteus aculeatus aculeatus (three-spined stickleback)
Lineage: Eukaryota; Metazoa; Chordata; Actinopteri; Perciformes; Gasterosteidae
Gene: ssh2a
Product: slingshot protein phosphatase 2a
Biological process (GO): protein dephosphorylation; negative regulation of actin filament polymerization
Molecular function (GO): actin binding; phosphatase activity
Source: RefSeq, a predicted model, not a curated record
UUGAAGAAACACGAGGUUUUGGAGAGUUCAGUGUUGUCCCCUCGUGGUGUGUCUCCCGUUGUACACACGCGCGAGUACGCCGAGCAUGUGUCGAUAUCAACAUCUGGGACGGGCGCGCUUCCCGGUGACGUGGGCGGGUCGUGACGCACCGUGGUACAGCUGUUUGGACCCACUCAGCUGGAUGUGGUGUGACUCACCCGACCGGUUCCACGGGCUCCCGGUAAAAGAGGCAAAGCCACCCAGUCACGAGACCUUGUCCUUCCCCCUUUGUGUUUGUCCAAGGCUGGGACACCGUGUGAGUGGAUACUUAUGGUUGUUGGUACAUUAUUACUCAGUUUUUUUAUUUUUUAUUAAGCGGAAAUAAGUUUGAGGAAGACUUAAACUUUACUUUAGGAAACCAGGACACAAAGGAAUAAAACCUUUUGAAUAAAACCACACGAGCGACUGAGCUCAAGAUGUAAACUCCUGAUGGAUCUUAUCUGCGAUCCGUGUGGACAUCAAGGAGCAGCGAGCAUCAGCGAGAGCUUCCUCACCGUGAAAGGCGCCGCCCUGUUCCUCCCCAGGGGGAACGGCCCCGCGGCCAACUGCGCGCCUCGCACCAGCCAACGCAGGAACAAGCACACAGGUGACCUCCAGAAACAUCUUCAGACCAUGUUCACGGUGCUGCGGCCAGAGGACACCAUCCGACUGGCCGUGCGCCUGGAGAGCGCCUACCCUCAGGUAACCCGCUAUAUGGUGGUGGUCUCCACCAAUGGGCGACAGGACACGGAGGAGAGCGUCGUGCUGGGCGUGGACUUCGUCUCCUCCGACAGCUGUACAGUCGGGCUGGUUCUACCUCUCUGGAGUGACACUUUGAUCCACCUGGAUGGAGACGGGGGUUUCAGUGUUUCCACGGUGAACAGGGUUCAUGUGUUUAAGCCGGUUUCUGUCCAGGCCAUGUGGUCGGCCCUGCAGUCGCUGCACAAAGCCAGCGAGGUUGCCCGCUGCCACAACCACUACCCGGGCUCCCUGUUCCUGACCUGGGUCAGCUACUACCAGAGCCGCGUCGCCUCCAACCAGGUCUGCGUCAACGAGUGGAACGCCAUGCAGGACGUGGAGUCGCACCGCGCCAACUCCCCAGUCCUCUUCACUGACCUACCCACGGAGGGAGAGCGCACGGAGCGGCUCAUCAGGAUGCGCCUGAGAGAGAUCAUGAUGCAGAAGGACCUGGAGAACGUCACCUGUAAGGAGAUCCGAACGGAGCUGGAGAGGCAGAUGGUUUGUAACCUGAGGGACUUCAAGGAGUUCAUAGACAACGAGAUGAUCACCAUCCUGGGACAGAUGGACAGCCCCACUGAAAUCUUUGAACACGUCUACCUGGGCUCUGAGUGGAACGCCUCUAAUCUGGACGAGCUGCAGAGCAGCGGAGUGCUCUACAUCCUGAACGUGACCAGGGAGAUAGACAACUUCUUCCCGGGGACGUUUCAGUACCACAACAUCCGCGUGUACGACGAGGAGGCCACCAACCUGCUGGAGUACUGGAACGAGACCUACAAGUUCAUCACCAAAGCCAAGAAAGCCGGCGCCAAGUGUCUGGUCCACUGCAAGAUGGGCGUGAGUCGCUCCGCCUCCACGGUCAUCGCCUACGCCAUGAAGGAGUACGGCUGGGACCUGGACACCGCCUUCGAUUACGUCAAAGACAGGCGCGCCGUCACCAAGCCCAACCCCGCCUUCAUGAAGCAGCUGGAGGAGUAUCAGGGAAUUCUGCUGGCCAGCAAACAAAGGCACAAUAAGCUCUGGCGCUCGCACUCCGACGGCGAGCUGUCGGACCGCCCGGAGUCGACUCGCAAAGCCUCGUCGCUGGGCCGCUCCGACUCCCACAACGGCAACGCCUCCUCCCCCUCCUUGCACCACUUCCUGGGCGUGGCCGUGCUGCGGGCGCUGGGCGCCGGGGACUCGGAGGAGGUCGGAUCCGGCCCCCAGCGGCCGCUCCCCCUCCCCCGGGCAGCCACCGUCGUCCCGGAGGCGGGGCCGGACAACUCGACCAGCGUGUCCGUCGCGGUGCCCGUCGCUUUGCCCCACCCUGCUCCGUCACUCCACAUCUCACCCCCCACCCCUGAACUGCGACGCGCUCGCCGCAGCCCCCCCUCGCACCUGUCGAUUCCGGCGCCCAAACGCACGCCGCUGGAGCUUUGCCUCAAUCCGCCCGAGCGGAGCAGCUCGGAGGAAAGCUCGGCUCUCGCGCCGGGCUCCGCCGACUCGGACACUCCGGACCAAUCGUUAUCGGACGUUACGGGUGACGGGCGGAGCCCCCCCGGGCCCGUGAGCAGCCCGCCCCGCCGCCCGGUCCUCCUCCUCCUCGCCGCCAGCAACAACAACAACAACAACCACGACGACGACGACAACAACAACCCCGGCGAGGCGAGGACGGGCCGCGGCGAGGCCGACGGGUCGUCCAGCCACAGCGCCGACAGCAUCGACUUCUUCAGCGCCAGGGAGAAGUUCCUGGGCUUGGCCCAAGAUGGCCGCCCGCGGACGCCUUCUGAGCAGAGGACGACGGCGUCCCCCGAGGAGAGCGAAGAGGCCGAGGUCAGGGAGGAAGAGGAGCAGGGCUGCGGGAGCACUCAGUCCGACCGAACUCACCAUGACAACGGGGUAUCGGUCCGCCAUAUUGUCACCGAGAUCGAAGCCAUAUGCCACCCCACCUCCGGCCUUCCUCCCGCCUCCCCUCCGUCCCUCCCGCCGCCCCCCCACGGCCCCGAGCCCAUCCGACCAGAGCACCGGCCGGAGGCAGAGGCCCCCGAAGCCCCGCAGGGCCCACUGACUCCGCCUCCCCACCCGCAGUGCCCCUCCAUGCUGCCGAGCGAUUGGCCGGCGGGCUCGGUGCGGCGGGCCACCGAGCAGCUGGAGCAGAAGCUGAAGCAGGAAAUGGAGAUGGCCGCGUCCCAGCGCUCCCCGCUGCACUCCCCCAGCGGCGAGCAUCCUCCCCAGCCGCGGGUCACCCAGGGCGGGGUCGCGCGGGGAGAGGCCGCGGCCGCACCCGCCGACCCCCUCCCAGACCUGCCGCGCCCCCCCGACUCGAGCGCCGGCCGUGUCUCUGCGGCGCCACCGACCACUGAGCCACCAGAUGGCCGCGUGAUGACAUCAUCACCCCCCGUAGAUACCUCAGCCCAAAGACAAACCCAAAUGACUCUGGAGGGGGCGACCGUGCAGGAGUCGGACGCGGACCAGAGGCCGGAGCCCGGCUCGCGGGGGGCCUGCGGCGCCGUCUGUGAGGCCGGGAGGCGGCUGGCUCGUGGCAGCCAAGAGCUGGAGAAGAUUCAGCAGACACUGAGGGAGCUGCAGGCUUUCCUCCACGAGGGGACGGCGGGGCCGCCCCGGGGGGGGAGGGACACCAUGGACACCGAGUCGGAACCUUGCGAAGGGCGGAGUUCUGAACAGCCCGCCCCGGGCCUGGAAGGAGGACAGCGGCGCCGCGAGAGACGAGAGGGGAAGAGCUUCCGGGAGCCGAUGGGGUGGCGCAGAGCCACGGCGCUGGAGGCCCGUAUCCGCCAGGCGGGCCUCACCCCCCCCUCGCUGAUGAAGAGGUCGGCCUCCCUGGCUAAACUGGACUGUCUGGAGCUGUCGGCCAACGACCUCAGCGACCUCGACCUGCGGACGCACGCCAGGACGCCGAUGGCGUCGCAUUCCCAGGACUCUUUCUCGCCGUGCGCGUCGCACCCCGACGACUCCUGGAAGAAGCAGAAGGUGUUGGCUCGCGGCGCCCCCCCCCAAAAGACGGCGCUCUCCCACGGCGGGGGCGGGGAGGCCGCCGAGUCAUCGUCGUCGCCCUCCCUGCGCUCCUCCUCCCCUGCGGGCGAGAGGGAGGAGCCGGACGGGAGCGGCGGCGGCGGCGGCGGCGGCGCUCCGGCGCGUCAGCAGGGGCGGGGCCACUCGUCGAGGCGAUGCCGCAAAGGCUCCGGCGAGAAAAAGCAGCGGGCCGCCGUGUUGUACAACACCAUGUGAACUGGAAACACGGCUGGAAGCGGUGCACACGCGUGAUGUGUGUGAAUGUUGUAGCGGGUGAACUGGAGGACACGCACACGGACGUUUGCAUGUAAACACUGGAUGUGUUGUUUCAACUGUAGCUCAUGUUUGUAUGUGCGGGCAUGAAAUAUGAAUGUGCAAAUGAAAACUGAAGCGUGUGCACACACGCUAUGCACACGUGUGUGCGCUCUGUCAGGAAGCGUUUGGUUUUUGGUGUUUGACCCACACUUCCUGUUCAGAGCUUCUACAACAAGAGGGGGCGCUGUUCUCCAAACAAGCACUUUACUGUUUCACUGAUUUAGUUUUAUUUGAAACCCGGGAGGAUUCUUUUUGCACUGAUCUCGGUCGACUUGUUUUUGUAAAGCGUGUUUUCUUCAUUCAGAUUUUAAUUGAACCAGGACAACGCUGACGCCUUGGUUUUUUCUUUUUUUUAAAUUAAAUGCUUUAGCAUUAAAUAAACGAGUUCGUUUUAACCGCUGUGUUGGUGCUUUGUGUCCACGCGUACAUUUUGAGGAGGAAACGAAUGAGGUGAGUAUUGACUUCACUGCCGCCUGCAGGCCGAGCAGAGAACUACAGCUUCCAACCAGUGAAACGAGUUGAAAUGUGUCACGUGACCUUUAUGAUGAAGGGUCAUUUCUACCCGUCACGUCUCCUUGGCGCUCGCACAGCUUAUUCCAGGCCGACAUUUCACCUCCCGCUUCAUGUGGGUAAUUAAACACUGAGAUGUAGGCCACCGGGCCCCGCUGUGACAGACCCCCCCACUGCACCACAGGGUGAGAUUUACAGACUAUUAUUAAGAUGUUUAACCUUCUCUUAACUGUGGUGGCAGUUAUUAAUGUUGUUGGGGGGCAUUUUUGUUUUAGAGACUUAUCAGGAAACAUUUAUUAUCUAAAUGUGUCAGAGGAAUCAAAUAAAACAUAAGGCUAUGGGUUAGUUUAAAAAUAAAGUGCACCAGCGAACAGAUACUGAGUCUACACAACCGUGAAAGACUUUUUAUACUCUACAAGAAGUUCAUGACACGCUGGACUCUUGCUUUUGAAGUGUGACAUUCUAUUCUGAUGUUCUUUAUAGUAGAACUUGCUGAACCAAACGUUUUCUGACUUGUAGACGACGGAUGCUACUUUGUUUUAUGACAUGUUGACUUUUUAUAUCUUUUAUUCAGACAUGCUUUACUGUGACUUUAUUUAAUUAAACCAACUAUACUAUGA